AUGAAUCGCUCCGGUUCAUCGCGCAUGUACCCUCCUGCGCCGAACUACGAGGAAGAACCUCCACCCUACGGUGGCUAUGGAGAUUCGGCCUCGUAUCUCUCGGAUAAUGAGUCUUCUCCUCCUGCACCGGCCCGUCGUAGCAAUGGUGCCACUAUGAGACUUCUCCCCACGAGCACGAAUGUGGAUGACGACGAUCUGCACGGCGACAUGGGACACUCCUCAGUCAUCAAUAUGCCAUAUGAAUCACCGAGAGCUAACACUGUGAGCUCUUCCGGUAGUACCGAACGCUCACGACAACCCUCCACCCGAUACUACCAGUACGAAACACAGGAAUCGCCUUCACGACCAGCUUCGAGUCUGCGUGACGCCCCAACGUUUCCACCUCCUUCCUCCGUGGGCGAUGGCCUCGGAUAUUCUUCUCGACCUGGUUCUCCACUCCGGUCAUGGACUCCUUCGUCUCGCGCUACAGGUUGGACAAGACCUCCAGCUCCUCCGUCGGUUACAAGCACCCAUUAUGAACGCGCAGAUUUGAAUGGUAGCCCACGACCCGGCACGCCCAGCACCAGAUAUGGAGGUAGCCCAAGACGACCUUUGCCGCCGGCACCUUUGUUUGCGGGCCCAGCGUCGACAGUUGGUGGUCAAGAUACGAGCAUUGAUAUUGGAGAUGGAGAUGACCAUGACGAUGUGUUUGGUGGCAGAGGAAUGAGAAUCGAGCCCGAUGCCGACCCACGGGGCAGUAUAGCCUCCUUCAUGAGCGAAUCGACGAUGAUCACGGACGAGAAAGACGAUAUGACCAAGAUCGAUUUGGAAGACGACGACUCGAGUUCGAUUGCCGAUCCCAACAUGCACUACGGACCGGCCCCCGAGAAGCAAAGCCGUCGAGGUGUCCGAGAUGCUCAGAUGGCGAAGAAAGAAGUCCAAUUGAUCAACGGUGAGCUGAUCUUGGAGUGUAAGAUCCCGACUAUUCUACACAGUUUCUUGCCUCGUCGCGAUGACCGCGAGUUUACCCACAUGCGCUAUACUGCCGCGACUUGCGACCCCGACGAUUUCACUGCCAAAGGAUACACACUGCGACAGCAGAUGGGGACGACCACCCGUGAAACUGAAUUGCUCAUUUGUGUCACCAUGUAUAACGAAGAUGAGAUUGGUUUCACCCGUACCAUGCACGGCAUCAUGCGGAAUAUCAGCCACUUUUGUUCGCGUUCAAAGUCCCGAACUUGGGGUAAGGACGGUUGGAAGAAGAUCGUGGUCUGUGUUAUUGCCGAUGGUCGUAAGAAGGUUCACCCUCGCACUCUCAAUGCUCUGGCUGCCCUCGGUGUGUACCAAGAAGGUAUCGCCAAAAACGUUGUCAACCAAAAGCAGGUUACGGCACACGUCUACGAGUAUACGACGCAAGUUUCGCUCGAUUCGGAUCUGAAAUUCAAGGGAGCUGAAAAGGGUAUCGUGCCUUGCCAGAUGGUUUUCUGUCUGAAAGAACACAACCAGAAGAAGCUUAACUCCCACCGUUGGUUUUUCAAUGCCUUUGGUCGUGCCCUGCAGCCCAAUAUUUGUAUUCUCCUUGAUGUUGGUACCAAGCCGGACCCCACGGCACUGUACCACCUAUGGAAAGCAUUCGAUCAGGAUUCUAACGUCGCCGGUGCUGCUGGUGAGAUUAAGGCUGGUAAAGGCAAAAACAUGACGGGUCUUUUGAACCCGCUCGUUGCUAGUCAGAACUUUGAGUACAAGAUGUCGAACAUCCUGGAUAAACCCUUGGAGUCUGUGUUUGGUUACAUUACUGUUUUGCCCGGAGCGCUGAGUGCGUACCGAUUCUUUGCUUUGCAGAACGAUGCCGAUGGCAACGGGCCGUUGAACCAGUACUUCAAGGGAGAAACGUUGCAUGGUCAGGACGCUGAUGUGUUCACGGCCAACAUGUAUCUUGCUGAAGAUCGUAUUCUUUGCUGGGAGUUGGUGGCCAAGCGAGAAGAGAGGUGGGUCUUGAGAUUCGUCAAGAGUGCUGUUGGAGAGACCGAUGUUCCAGAUACCGUGCCCGAGUUUAUCUCCCAAAGAAGACGUUGGUUGAACGGUGCUUUCUUCGCGGCUGUUUACUCUCUUGUCAAUGGCAAGCAGCUCUGGAAGACGGAUCACACGCUGGCUCGGAAGAUCUUGCUUCAAAUCGAGUCUGUGUAUCAGUUUACGAAUUUGCUUUUUACGUACUUUGGAUUGGCGAACUUCUAUUUGGCGUUCUAUUUUAUUGCGGGUUCCCUUACAGACGAGAAGAUUGAUCCGUUCGGACAUAACAUGGGCAAGUAUAUCUUCAUCGUGCUUCGAUAUGCUUGUGUCUUGGUUAUGUGUUUGCAAUUCAUCAUAUCAAUGGGUAAUCGACCACAAGGAGCUAAAAAGCUAUAUCUCUCUGGAAUUAUUGUCUACUGCAUAAUCAUGGUGUAUACAGCCUUUUGUACCAUUUAUCUGGUGGUACUCGAGCUGAUAGCGCGAUCUGGAGGUCACUCGAAACUAGAAGUGACUAAUGGCCUCUUCAUAAACAUCGUGGUCUCGCUGCUCUCGACCGUUGGUCUUUACUUCUACACGUCAUUCCUCUACCUGGACCCCUGGCAUAUGUUCACCUCGUCUGCGCAGUACUUUGCACUGUUGCCCAGUUAUAUCUGCACCUUACAAGUCUACGCUUUUUGUAACACCCAUGAUGUGACCUGGGGUACAAAGGGAGACAAUGUGGUCAAUACAGAUCUGGGAGCAGCCCGUAUCAUUAACGGUUCCCUUGUCGAGUUAGAAAUGCCCUCCGAGCAACUGGAUAUCGACAGCGGAUAUGACGCGGCACUGCGCAACCUCCGUGAUCGCCUCGAGGUACCAGAGCCUCCCCCGUCGGAAAACCAGAUGCAGGAAGACUACUACCGUGCUGUGCGUACGUACAUGGUGUCCACCUGGAUGAUUGCCAACCUUGUCCUGGCCAUGGCUGUGUCGGAAGUCUAUGGUGUUGAUUCUGGCGGGACGAACGUCUACUUAGCCAUCAUUCUGUGGUCGGUGGCUGGUCUGGCCGUUGUUCGUGCUGUCGGAUCUACCACAUACGCUAUUUUAUACCUUGUGCAGAAGCUCGUCGAGGGCAAGGCCAAGUUCGAAGCGGGUAAUUUCACCAACGCUGCUGCCGCUUCCAGUGUCAAUGGUAGCGCUCUUGGGAGUAACAGCACGUCGCAUCGAUACGGCGGUGGUGCCACGUUUAAAGAUCGGUUUAAUGAAGCUGGAUGGACUGUCAAACGGUCAGUGGGUAAGUUGAUGUUUUGGCGCAAAUAG
This is a messenger RNA of Aspergillus wentii DTO 134E9, 3282 nucleotides long. RefSeq names its product chitin synthase class II (gene chsB). Gene Ontology annotation, molecular function: chitin synthase activity. The record is from RefSeq and is a predicted model, not a curated record. The transcript is spliced from 5 exons. The coding region runs from base 1 to 3282 and encodes 1093 amino acids. Lineage: Eukaryota; Fungi; Ascomycota; Eurotiomycetes; Eurotiales; Aspergillaceae. Gene Ontology annotation, cellular component: cell periphery; cell septum.